This is a messenger RNA of Boeremia exigua, 1196 nucleotides long. RefSeq names its product ankyrin repeat-containing domain protein. The transcript is spliced from 2 exons. The record is from RefSeq and is a predicted model, not a curated record. NCBI's taxonomy places the organism in Eukaryota, Fungi, Ascomycota, Dothideomycetes, Pleosporales, Didymellaceae. Gene Ontology annotation, cellular component: nucleus; cytoplasm. Bases 112 to 1107 code for a protein of 331 amino acids. Gene Ontology annotation, molecular function: protein binding.
ACCAAACAGCCUCAAAACUCACUUGUAGAGCCUUCUGUCACUCUUACGAUCGCCUCAAAUAGUUCAUCUGGUGUACGUCUGAGGUAAGACCUGUCUAGGCUUCGACGCAACAUGGCCACACAGGAAGCCUUCGCGUCCGACCCCUCUCAGCCGACAUGGGAGCCGCCUCCCCCCCUCGAGCUAGACGGGUCCCCAGAAACAACACAGAACAACGAUCCUCAAGACAACCCCCGCGCCGAGAUCCUUACUCGCGCUGUGCGCGAACUGAGCCAACUGUGCAGCUCUACGGCUGCUCGCUCCAGACUCCAGGACUUCCUGGCCAUAUGGCGUGAUCCCCAGCAGCCAGCUGGCCACCGCGUGCAACCAAACGCAUUGGCAUGGUUCCAAGCCUCAGAGCCGCUUGCUACAGCCAUCAGACACGGUCGCGAGGAUGUGCUGCCCAUACUGCUCGCUCAUGGUAUAACACCCGAGCGACCAGACGUCUGGGCGGCACUUGAAGCCGCCGAGAGCACGGGGAGCAGAACAGCACUCACACUGCUUCUGGAGGGAGGAUGGGGGAUCGAUCAGCCGGUGAACGAGAACGCUACACCGAUUCUAGGGUGCGUUGUUCAAGAUCAAGACUUGGUCGUAUGGUGCCUGGCGCUUGGCGCAUCGCCCAAUGCAUCGAGUCCAAUGGGUCAGACUGCCAUGCACCGCGCAGCAGCGUUUGGCUCUCUGGAGACUCUGAAGCUGCUUGUUAGCCAUGGCGGGGCGAUCGCAGGCACAGACGUAGUGGCGCAUGCGGCACUGGCGUAUUGCAAUGGCAGCAAGGGCCGCGUAGAGGUUAUUGAUUAUCUGCUUGAUAGUGGCGUUUCGAUUGAUGAGUAUUAUAUGGGGCAUAGCGAACGGUGGAACACACCAACCAACUCUCUGUUCCUGACAUAUGGUCGGCAGAACGCGCUGCAUUUCGCUAUUUCAUUUGGAAAGAAAGAGCUAGUGGAGAUGCUGCUCUUGAGGGGGGCGGAUAGGUCAGUAGGAAUGUUCUCUUUGCGAACCAAGCUUAAGAAGAGCCAGUCUAGAGAGCUUGCCCUACUGCUUGGGCACGAAGAUAUUGCAAUGCUGCUGUAGUAGCCUGAUGUGACCUUUUUGACUGUUGGAGAAGCGAAGCUUACUACAACUGUUGCCCUAUUAAUCACGGUAAAUUGAACGCAGAGCUA